AUGCCUUUCCUCAAGCGCACAGAGCGGGAGGCCCAACAUGCCAACCAACUCGAGAAGACGGCAUCUCCUGAGCCAGUUGGUGGCAAGGUAACAUUCAUGGCAGUGUACCUAGGACUGGUCGCCAGUAUUGGUGGCUUCAUUUUCGGUUACGUCUCUGGUCAAAUCUCUGGUUUCUUCGAAAUGGCAAACUACGGUCGACGAUUCGGGCAUGUCCAAAAUGAUGGUACAAUCGUUUUCUCUGCCGCACGUCAAGGUACCAUCACUGGUCUGCUCUGCAUCGGAUGUCUCUUCGGCGCCCUGAUCUCUGGAAAGAUGGCCGAUGUUAUUGGACGAAAGCUUUCCAUCUCCGCGUCUGCCUUCUUCUGUUGCGUGGGAACAGUAAUCGAGAUCUCCUCCGAAACCGCAUGGUACCAAUUCGCCAUUGGGCGCCUCGUCAAUGGUCUUGGAAUUGGCGCUCUGUCAGUGCUUGUGCCAAUGUACCAGUCGGAAAGCUCGCCUGCCCGCAUUCGUGGUGUGCUGGUGUCAUCUUACCAGCUGUUUAUCACUCUCGGUAUCUGGACUGCGGAGAUGGUCUGCUACGGCACUCACAAUAUGGCCAGCACUGCAUCAUGGCGCAUCCCCAAUGGUCUGUCAUUCCUGUGGGCCCUGAUCCUCGGUGCCGGUAUCCUGUUCCUCCCAGAGUCGCCUAGAUACGCAUACAGAGUUGGUCGUGAGGACGAAGCUCGCACUACCAUUGCGAGACUCGGCGGUCUUGCACCAGACUCACGUGAGGUCAACAUCUUGGUCAACGACAUCCGUGUCAAGCUGGACGAGGAGCAUGCCGGAGGUGUUGCUAACUGGCACGAGUUCCUGACGGGUCCACGCAUGUUCUACCGUGUGGUCCUCGGUAUCGUACUGCAAGCAGGUCAGCAACUCACAGGCGCCAACUUCUUCUUCUACUAUGGGACCACGAUCUUCAAGGCCACCGGCCUCAACGACAGCUACGUUACACAAAUCAUACUGGGAACAGUCAACGUUGCAUGCACUUUCGGUGGCCUAUACGUAGUGCAGAAGUGCGGUCGUCGCAACGCGCUCAUGGUCGGCGCUGCAUGGAUGUUCAUGUGCUUCAUGGUCUACUCCUUCGUCGGCCACUUCGCUCUCGACCAGAACAACCCUCAGGCGACCCCGGCUCCAGGCAACGUCCUCAUCGUCUUCUCUUGCCUCUUCAUCGCUGCUUUCGCCACUACCUGGGGACCGAUUGUGUGGGCUGUGGUCGGUGAAAUGUACCCAUCGAGGUACCGCGCUCCAUGCAUGGCCCUCGCUACCGCAUCCAACUGGUUAUGGAACUUCUUGAUGUCAUUCUUCACCCGCUUCAUCACGGACGCCAUCGACUACCUUUACGGUCUGGUCUUCGCUGGAUGCUGUCUAGCACUUGUGAUUAUCGUGUUCUUCUUCGUCAUUGAGAGCAAGGACAGGUCGCUGGAGGAGAUUGACACCAUGUACGUGCUCAAGGUCAACCCGAUAACCAGUGCCAAGUGGGAUGGAAGCCAGGUACCAAAAGAGCCAGACAGUGGAUUCACCAGCGGCAGGAACAGCAGCGACGCUGAGAGAGCGGCCGGUGCUCCGGUUGAGCGCGUGCCAACAAAGACUCUGGAAGAGUAA
This is a messenger RNA of Fulvia fulva, 1641 nucleotides long. Its product is annotated as High-affinity glucose transporter ght2. Gene Ontology annotation, molecular function: carbohydrate:proton symporter activity. Gene Ontology annotation, biological process: carbohydrate transport; transmembrane transport. The transcript is spliced from 3 exons. Gene Ontology annotation, cellular component: plasma membrane. The record is from RefSeq and is a predicted model, not a curated record. NCBI's taxonomy places the organism in Eukaryota, Fungi, Ascomycota, Dothideomycetes, Mycosphaerellales, Mycosphaerellaceae. The coding region runs from base 1 to 1641 and encodes 546 amino acids.